ACACGUGAAAAAUAUAAUGCAAAAUUCUGUUUAUUUUUAUUCGUGAAGUGAUCAUAAAGAAGCAUUAUUUAGGCCCAGUUCCGUUAAGAAAAAUACUUAUUUUUUUAAAAUUAAAAAUGAUGUAUUGUAAGAGAAUGACUUGUCUCGUAAAACGAAAAGUAAGUAUUUAAAAAAUAAGAACCUUAGCAGAACAGGACCUUUGUUUUUUCUUUUUCAAAUAGGAAAAGCACUAGUAUUUCUUUUUAGGUGGCAUGGGCUCCUAAUAAUCUCCAAAUUUUUUUGAAAAAAUGACCUUUUUAGAUUUCAAAUGAAAACUAGGAAUUACUGGCUCUCUCUCUCUCUUUCCAGAUUGUCUAAUGGAUGAGGAUUCCACAAACCAGCCCACCACCAUAUAUUCCUUUUGACCCACAUCACAUAUUGGAAUCUCUAUAAAUUUUCCCAAACAAUAGGGCAUUCUAAUGACAAUUACAACAAAUUGGCACCAAAAAAGAAGAGAAAAACCGAAAUCAAAGAGAAAGAAGACCGAACAGAGCCAACACCGAGCUAAAGCUGAGAGGCGGCUGUUUUAAGGAGGUGAAAUCAAGAACUUGAUUGAAAAUGGAAGGUGAAAUCAAGAACUUGGUUGAGGUACUCCUGUCAAUCCUAUCAUCUCUCUGUUUCUGCUACUUCGUCUCUUCAAAGAUUCCCAAAGGCAAAUACAGAUUCCUCUCUCUCCUCCCAAUCUUCUCUCUCUUCACCAUCCUCCCUCUCCGCUUCACCUACGCCUUCCCCACCUCCGUCACCGCCUUCUUCAUCACCUGGCUGGCUAAUUUCAAGCUCCUCCUCUUCGCCUUCGAUCUCGGUCCACUCUCAUCAAACCCACCAAAAUCCCUGCCCCUUUUCAUCACCCUGGCUUCUCUACCCAUCAAAAUCACAAACCCAGAAAAAUCCCAAAAUUGCCCUCCUGAUCCACCCUCCAAAUUACCCACUAAACUGCCUCUGAAUUUGGCCGCUGAAACCGUGAUUCUCUCUCUACUAAUGGGUGCUUUGUUUGAUUAUAGAGAGAGAAUCCAUCCCAAGAUUGUACUAGUACUGUAUUGUUGUAUGGUUUUCUUAAUGGUGGAUGUACUUAUCUCUAUCGCCAAUAUGGCAGCUCGGGCCGCCGUGGGGCUUGAGCUGGAGCCGCCGUCGAACGAGCCGUACCUGGCCACGUCACUCCAGGAUUUCUGGGGGAGGAGGUGGAACCUCAUGGUGACAAACAACCUGCGAUACACCGUGUACAAUCCCGUCCGGUCAGCUUUGGAGGGCGCGCUGGGCAGGGAAGUAGCCCAGCUGCCAGCCGUCAUGGCGACUUUUAUCGUAUCCGGUCUAAUGCACGAGCUACUGUUCUACUACGUCACGCGUGCGAGUCCCACGUGGGAGAUGACUGGGUUUUUCGUGCUUCACGGGGCGUGUGUGGUGGCGGAGCAGGUCGUGAACAGGGCGGCCCCCGGCAGGAGGCGGUUGCAUUGGGCGGUGGCGGGGCCGUCGACGGUGGGUUUCGUGGUGGCUACUAGUUUUUGGCUAUUUUUUCCGCCUAUAACAGAGGGUGGUGCGGAUGUGAAACUCAUUGAGGAGUUCAAAUGGUUUAUGGACUUCACAAAGAGAAACCUUGUCUUAAUUUGUGAAAAUUUUAUGAGGUGCUUCCAUUAGAAUUUGGAUGAUUCUUACUUGUGAUAGAAGAGGGUCAAAAGUUGGGUAGCGCAUUGCUAUUCACCAAAAUCAUAAAAAUGGUUCCAUCGUGGCAUUGAUUU
Rhododendron vialii is the source of this 1772-nucleotide messenger RNA. RefSeq names its product probable long-chain-alcohol O-fatty-acyltransferase 5. The record is from RefSeq and is a predicted model, not a curated record. Bases 598 to 1671 code for a protein of 357 amino acids. Lineage: Eukaryota; Viridiplantae; Streptophyta; Magnoliopsida; Ericales; Ericaceae. Gene Ontology annotation, biological process: lipid metabolic process. The transcript has a single exon.